AUGGAAAAUGAACCCGCAGACUUCCUGCAGGUCCCUAUCACCGAGCGCGAACGCGUAGAAGCGCGCCGGCGGAGUACGUCCAUUGAACGAUUGCUCCCGGACGCCGAAUCGGUAUAUUCUCAGCCUUUCGAAGAUGACCGUCAGGAUCUCGUUUCUCCGGUACCUAGCAGAUUUGCAUCGGUGCGGGGUGAAUCGAGCCAGCCACGAAGGUUUCAUUCAUAUCAAGGCAAUCAAUAUGCUCCAAUUUCACCCAUUGACGAGGAAGACAUCGCCGAUGCCGCCAGCGACGUGCCCUCACGACCCCGGACCAUCCCCCAAUCCGAGAAAUCAUUCGAGCCCUUAGUGCCGUUGCCAGAUCUGUGGACACCCAUCUGGUUAAGACGGUCGACCCUCGCCGUCUUCAUCGCCUUCUUCGUGGUGUCUAUCGUUGCGCUGAUAAUCCUAUGGGUUCUCUCCGCCACGCGAACCGGCUUCGAUGUCCACUUCGACGGCCCUCAUCAUGCUUGGUGGGUAUAUGUCCCAACCAUCGCCGUCGUCCUCCUCGUGGGCUUGUGGCGACAGGUCGACUAUCACACCAAGACCCUCAUGCCCUGGGACGAACUCCAAAGAGGACCCGUCACAGCCUCCAAAAGUCUUCUGCUCAACUAUGUUUCACCAUUGCAGAUUGUAGCAUUAUUUCAAGCGUUCGUGCAUAACCAUAUACCCAUUGUUGCGACAGUCUCAAGCUUUAUGUUUCUCAAGAUCAUUACUGUAUUUUCCACCGGCCUAUUCAUCCUUUUGCCGAAAAAUGUCUCUCAGGGCAACUUUCCUCUUUUAUCACUAUCACGAUUCGAUGCGGCGAUUACAAAUGACGCCACUUCUGCGCCGGUAAGCGCUUACUACGGCAGUGUAUACCAAGGCAUACCAUUUCAGCCGGGUGUGGCGAUAGAUCUGGCUUACGCACCAUUCCAGUACGAUGAGAGCAGAGAUGAGGAAAUCGCGGAGAACGCGACUUUUUCGGCGGAUGUGGAUGCAUUUGUGCCGACAAUCAGCUGCAGAGCUGUUGAUGUGACUCUGGAUGGCGACUCGACCAGACAGCAAUCGAGCACCGGGGACGUAUUUGGAGACGGUAUACGGAUAAGGAUACCAUCUGACAGCACCUGUGAUAAUUGGGCUGCCAUGGUCAUUUCAGCCUUGAAUCCUCAGCUACAAGUGGCACCGAGCAAUCAGGUAUAUGGUUCGCUACAAGCGCUCUCCUGUGGCACAGGCGAACCACCAGGAGCUCUCCUCUUCACGGUGCUCAAUCUCGGCUUCGAGCAGGAUCUGCGGGAUGGCUCGGUUCAGUUGGCUCUUGCUGGAGAGGACGUGGCGACUAGCUCGUCACGGACUGUAACCAACAUGACGAAUGUCAUCUGCGAGGCAGGCCACACCCUCACGACCAUCAAGGUCUCCAACAAUACGCUCGAGAUGAAUACGCCUUCUCAGGGUGUUACCUUGGAGCCUGCCGACAACGUCCGGAACCGGACGCUGGAUAAUCUUUCGGAUGGAGAUGUUAUGGCAACUUUCGCAGCGACAGUGUCUGCGGGUGGUAGCCAGUUUGGCGAAGUGCAAGGAGCAGACAAUACCAGCGGCUUCUUCACUCUGAUGGCUCUGCAUCAUGGAACCAGGGAUGUCAGCCGGUUGCUGAAUACGGAUGACCUCAGCCGUGCUGCGGAAGUGACCUUCAAGGGCGUCAUGGCUCAAUACGCCCACCUCAGCCUCUCACAACCUACUGGUGAGGAGAUACGGGGAAGCGCACAACGCAUGCAAACGAGAUAUGUGGUCAACGAUCCUUCAGCGGCUCUCAUGAUCGGAGCGCUUGUUGUCUCGAUCGUAGCAGCAUUCAUUCUCCUUUUCUCUGCGCCGCGAGCAGUUGUCCCCCGGGACCCAGGUUCAAUCGCAGCAGUCGCUGCGACAUUGACAAACUCAAUCGAGCUGAACCGACUGCUUCGUCGCGGAGGCGUGCCCAGCGAGAACAACCAGGAGGCAGCGCUUGAUGGCUACGAGUUCGGCACCGCGAUUGCCACAACCGAGCACGGACAGGCGUCCUUUAAAGUCGUGGCCUCAGAGGGUAUCAAGGACCACAAUGCGCCUAAGCCAGAGAACACGCUGAAAUGGUGGCAUCCCAUCACAGCAAGUAUUCCUUUCGCUCUAUUCGUCCUUGCGAUACCAAUAGUCCUCAUUGGCAUGCUCGAACUUACUCAGAAGCGAAGCGAAGAUGGCGGUAUUCUGAAUGUCCCGGACAAUCAGGCCACAGAUAUCUUCACUCACUACAUCCCCUCCUUGGUCAUGAUCAUCGUGGCGUCCCUCCUGAACCUCCUCGACUUCAACAUCCUCGUAUUCACACCUUGCUCCGCUCUCGCCGCUGGCGGUGCCACGGCCCAGAAGUCCAUCCUGGCGCACUACCUCGGCAUCACCUCACCCUGGGCGCUGUUCGAAGCCAUCAAAGUGCGCCACAUCAACGUAGUUCUCUCGACCAUUGCCACGCUUAUCGCCAGCAUUCUCGCCAUUGUGGCCGCCGGCCUCUACAACGUUGAUAGCUUUGAUACUGUUGGUAGCGCCAUCGCUCUUAGCUCGUCCUCGCGCUUCACGCUUGAAUGGCCCAACAGUGCGAACACCGAUAAUGGCGCCGCCGGCAUCAUCAACGCCGUGCUGCACGACAAUCUCAGCUACCCUGCCUUCACGUAUCGCAGCUUGGUCUUCCCAACUUUCAGUCUAGACAAUGGGGACCUCGAGACCGGCAAUGGCUCCACACGUACCACGGCCACCAACAGCACGAAAAUCACUCUGGAUGCGCUUAUGCCGGACCUGCAAUGCUACCGUGUCGACCGCAAUUUUAUGACAAUUUUCAACGACGACAACGGCCAGGUAACCGUCGACAUCCUCGCCACUCUGCCCGACUCCUGCCAGCUCGCCGGGACCAGCGGGGCAGGAUCGUUCAUUGACUUCAGUAACACCUUCAAUGUUCCCUCCGAUAGCAGCACAGUCUUCGGUGGUCGACAGAACGACCUCCUCUUCGGCUCUGGCGCCGAGCUGAUCGGCAACACCCUCAACACUACGACACUGAAUCUGUCAUCCCUCAUCGCCGACAACCCGCCCGUCGGCUGCCCCUCGCUCGCCUUCACGUACGGCCGCUUCUCGGCUAACACCACCUCCGCGGACGUCAGCAGCAUGCUCUGCUACCAGCAGAUCCAGACGGUGCGCGCUUCCUUCGCCCUCAUCGGCAACACGACGGCCAUCGACGUGGCACGCGGCGUCAGCAUCGACGCCACGGACGCGCAGCUGCUGGCCAACCCGCUCAGCACGGACGGCGACGACAAAGUCUUCAACAUGCACAUCCAGCGUAAUCUGGCGUGGCAGAUGCGGCCUUUUGCCGCCACCGCGGACCCCGCGGCUUUCGAUCUCGACGCUUUCUUCCAGGGUGUGCUGAACCCGGAUGACGCGCCAACGCGGCCCCUGGAUCCAGAGAGCCUGGCGGGCGAAGACAAUGACAGCGAGCUGCUCGGCGCGGUGCUCGACUUUUAUCGCCUAUACAUGGCACAGGCUAUCAGCAUGAACAUGCGCGACGACGACGACAACACCAACUCCAACAACGGCACGCAGUCCUCCUCCUCCUCCUCCUCCUCCUCCUCCUCUCCAUCUCCACCCCUCUCCCGUCGCCAAGCACCCGCACCCCUCGCGACCAUCGACACGACCAUCUCCACCCCGCGCCUCAUCCAAAGCCGCACCAGCAAGCUCCUCCUCCAAGUCCUCCUCGCCCUCACCACGCUGCUGAGCGGCACGGCCUGGCUCCUCACGCGCUUCCGCCGCGUCCUGCCGCUCGACCCCAACAGCGUCGCGGGCACGAUGAGUCUGCUCGCGGGCUCGGAUCUCGCGCACUGCGUCGACGACGGUCUGUGCGAGUGCUGCGGAAAGCCGAGACGGAAUAGUUUUGGGACCGUCGCGGAGGCUGAUGCGGAGGCAGAGGCAGCAGAGGCUGAGGAGGAAGGUGGGCCGCUGGGCGCGGGGCGUGGCGGGAGGGUGAGCGUGCAUGCGCCGAGUUUCGUGACUGCAGCAGGGGGGAUAGGGGCGGAGCGCGAGGGCGUCAUACCCGUGGGUGCCGAGUGGUAUCAAGGCCACGGCCGCGGCCGCCGCCGCGGUGGGGGCGGGCGAUGGAACACGGUGUUCUCAGGCAAGCGCUUUAGUUCCGGGUGGUGGGCCGAGAGGCGGGAUCGGGGACGGCGAAGGCGCUGGGGCGUCGAUGUCGGGGACCGCGCGGACGGGAGUGCCGCCGACGAGGACUGGGAGUUGGGGCCGCGGAGGCUGAAGGCCGGGAGUGAUGUCGGGCCCGGUAUGAGGUUUGAGAUGAGGGAUUUUAUGGUGGGGAGGGGGGCCGGUGGGCCCAGGGAUGGGGGUGGGGAAGGGGGAAGUGGAAUUGGUGGCUUGAGAGGGAGGAGUUUGGAGGUGCCGGCGAGGGAGGGCGCGUAUGGUUAUGGCUACGGCUACGGUGGAUCUGGCUAUGGCGAGGGAGGCCUCCGUGGCGAGGAUACGAGUAUGGAGCGUGGUCGGGGCAUGGGCAUCUCUGCUGCGGCGAGUGAGGCGGGGAGUCGAGAGGGGAGUGUGGAUGUUGGGGAGGGUGAUGAGAGGGGUCGCCACGGAGGAGGAGAUGGAGAUGGAGGAGGUGCUGGUGCGGGUGCGGGAUUCAACUUCUCGAGAGGAGGGUAUUCGAGAGUGGCGGGCGAUGGCGAUUUUAGAGGCGAGGCGUGA
Messenger RNA from Cyphellophora europaea CBS 101466, 4764 nucleotides. RefSeq lists its product as uncharacterized. The transcript has a single exon. Lineage: Eukaryota; Fungi; Ascomycota; Eurotiomycetes; Chaetothyriales; Cyphellophoraceae. The coding region runs from base 1 to 4764 and encodes 1587 amino acids. The record is from RefSeq and is a predicted model, not a curated record.